CGCGGAGAUUAAAGAUAUAAAAUGGGUGCGCGCUGAUAUAAGAUGUCGGGUCCGGUGGAAUCCAGGUUCAGUUCACAGUAUUAUUACAACCUUCAUCAACAUGAAGAAUCUGUGUCAGAUAUUGACAGUGUUGAGCUUCAUCUCUCUAUCAGCAGCUGAGCUAACUUGUGAGAGCUGCAGAAAUAUUGGAAAACUGCUCUCAGAGGAGCUCGCAUCAGAGAGCUCCAUUCAAGGACAGUUGGAUGAGUUCCGAAAUGAAACCUGUAGCGAGGUCGCUAAGAAGUUUAACUAUACAGAAUGCUCCGUUGAGAUGACGUUCUUGUGGCCACCAAUUGCCCAGGCCAUCUUCGAAGCUGAGGAAGGAUAUUUCCGACCGUCUCUAUUCUGCAAUCAGUGUCCAGCUGAAGUAGAAGAAGACGAAUCAUCAACAGAAACAACUCUUGCUCCAGAAGAUAGUGAAACAACAACUACUGCUCUUUUCAUAAAAGAGGACAUUACUCCUCCCUACUGCGAUGACUGUAUUGAGUUUGUGGAUUCUAUCCCAACCUACUUCGACGAUGCUGUAAUUACUGGAGAUUUUAUCCACGCACUUCAAUAUGAGGGAUUCUGUACCCAGUUUCGUCAUAAAGAAGAAUCAUGUAGGGAGAGAGUAGCCUACACCUUUCCCAGAGUGAUGAGGAUCUUAAAGAAUAUUCCUGUUGGGAAUUCUCAUGUUACCUUUUGUGAAAGAAUUGUAAAAUGUAUUAAUCAGGAUUAAAGAAAUAAAAAGUACUUAAGAAUGUAA
Messenger RNA from Eurytemora carolleeae, 784 nucleotides. RefSeq lists its product as uncharacterized. The transcript has 8 exons. NCBI's taxonomy places the organism in Eukaryota, Metazoa, Arthropoda, Copepoda, Calanoida, Temoridae. The coding region runs from base 101 to 757 and encodes 218 amino acids. The record is from RefSeq and is a predicted model, not a curated record.